Molecule: messenger RNA, 519 nt
Organism: Amorphotheca resinae ATCC 22711
Lineage: Eukaryota; Fungi; Ascomycota; Leotiomycetes; Helotiales; Amorphothecaceae
Exons: 3
Coding region: 1-519 (172 amino acids)
Biological process (GO): protein insertion into mitochondrial inner membrane
Cellular component (GO): TIM22 mitochondrial import inner membrane insertion complex
Molecular function (GO): transmembrane protein transporter activity
Source: RefSeq, a predicted model, not a curated record
AUGAACGGGCCAGUAUUUCAUCCGCCAGGGGGCGGCGCCGACAUGGGCGAUGCGCAGGCCAUGGCUGCUGUCAAGAGCAUGCAAGCACUGAUGGAAUCCUGUCCCGGGAAAACCGCAGUUUCAGGCGUAAUGGGAUUCGCACUCGGCGGAGCCUUCGGGCUCUUCAUGGCCUCUAUGCAAUACGACACGCCCCUCUCCAGCGGGCCCAACGGGACGAACAUCACCUCCCUCCCACUGCGCGAGCAGCUGCGACGCGGGUUCCGCGACAUGGGCUCGCGGUCCUACUCCUCGGCCAAGAACUUCGGCAAGGUGGGCGCCAUCUUCGCAGGGACCGAGUGCUGUAUCGAGGGCUUCCGCGCGAAGAAUGAUCUCGCGAACGGGGUCAUGGCCGGGUGUAUUACGGGAGGCGCGCUGGCGGCGCCGGCGGGGCCGCAGGCCGCGGCGUUGGGGUGUGCGGGCUUCGCGGCGUUUAGUUUGGCUAUUGAUGCGUAUAUGCGGAGACCGAGUGAGGAUGAUUAG